Molecule: messenger RNA, 1446 nt
Organism: Microthlaspi erraticum
Lineage: Eukaryota; Viridiplantae; Streptophyta; Magnoliopsida; Brassicales; Brassicaceae
Source: the annotation of a GenBank genome assembly
AUGGCCUCUCACGCCGUUUCCAGCGGACAAAAACCACACGCAGUUUGCGUGCCUUACCCGGCUCAAGGCCACAUCAACCCGAUGAUGAAAGUGGCUAAACUCCUCCACGCUAAAGGCUUCCAUGUUACUUUCGUCAACACCGUUUACAACCACAACCGUCUCCUCCGAUCUCGUGGUCCAAAUGCCCUCGACGAGCUUCCUUCUUUCCGGUUCGAGUCUAUCUCUGACGGUCUACCAGAGACCGACGAGGACGUCACCCAGGAUAUCCCCACCCUAUGCGAGUUAACCAUGAAGAACGGUCUCGCUCCUUUCAAAGAGCUUCUGGGGCGGGUCAACGCCCGAGAUGAUGUUCCUCCGGUGAGCUGUAUUGUAUCCGACGGUAUCAUGAGCUUUACACUUGAUGCUGCGGAAGAGUUUGGAGUUCCGCAGGUUCUUUUCUGGACGCCAAGUGCUUGUGGCUUCUCCACUUUACUACACUUCUAUCGCUUCGUCGAGUUGGGCUUAUCUCCACUAAAAGAUGAGAGUUGCUUGACCAAGGAAUACCUAGACACAAGAAUAGAUUGGAUACCAGCAAUGAGGAACCUAAGAAUAAAAGACAUCCCUAGCUUCAUCCAGACGACGGAUCCUGACGACAUAAUGGUCAACUUUUUUAUCCGCGAGACUGACCGGUCCAAACGUGCUACUGCUAUCAUUCUCAACACGUUCGAUGACCUAGAGCAUGACGUCAUCCAAUCAUUUCAAUCUAUUUUACCUCCGGUAUACUCUAUUGGACCUCUCCAUCUACUAGCAAAUCAGAAGGUCGAUAAAGAUAGUGAGAUCGGACAGAUGGGAACAAAUCUAUGGAGAGAGGACACGGAGUGUUUGGAUUGGCUCGAUACCAAGUCUAGAAACAGCGUCGUUUAUGUAAAUUUUGGAAGCAUAACAGUGAUGAGCCGAACACAUCUCGUGGAGUUUGCAUGGGGUUUGGGGGCAACAGGGAAAGACUUUUUGUGGGUGAUCAGACCGGAUUUAGUAGCCGGAGAUUUGGCCGUGGUUCCGCAAGAUUUUCUAGUAGAGACGGAGGGUCGAAGGAUGCUAACGAGUUGGUGUCCUCAGGAGAAAGUUCUUUCUCAUCCGGCGAUCGGAGGAUUCUUAACGCACAGUGGAUGGAACUCGACUUUGGAGAGUCUCUCAGCUGGAGUUCCGAUGGUGUGUUGGCCGUUCUUUGCAGACCAGCAAAUAAAUUGUAAGUUUUGUUGCGAUGAGUGGGAAGUGGGAAUGGAGAUUGGCGGGGAUGUGAAGAGGGAGGAUGUUGAGGCGGUGGUUAGAGAGCUGAUGGAUGGAGAGAAGGGCAAGAAAAUGAGAGUGAAGGCGGAGGAGUGGCGGCUAUUGGCAGAGAAAGCGACAAAUCAAAGUGGUUCGUCGGAAUUAAAUUUUGAGAUGGUUGUUAACAAGUUGCUCUCUUAA